AUGCUUGAAUUACUUUUUUUCCUCACAGGAGUUGCUGAUGGCGUUGGUGGUUGGCGCGCUUACGGCGUCGAUCCUGGUCGCUUUUCGAGGGCUGUGAUGAGACAUUGCGAACGCCUGGUUCUUUCUGGUCGAUCAGAUUUACGAAAACCUUGUUUUCUAAUCGCACAGAGCUAUGAGGAUGUUUUGACUUCUAAAGAUUCCAUACUUGGCAGUGCAACUUUUUGCAUCAUCUGCUUGCAACGUGAUGAGCGGCGCAUUUAUACUGCCAGCCUCGGCGACUGUGGUUUUCUUGUUGUACGUGGUGGUCGUGUGAUUCAACGCUCAACUCACCAGAAGCACGCCUUCAACACUCCUUUUCAAUUGGCAUCUCCGCCCCCCAUCCACUCAAUUCAUUUUCACCAUGACCUUCCUGCUCAAGCUACCCAAAGCUCAAUCGAUGUGGAGCCCGGUGAUCUGCUAGUUGUGGGCACUGAUGGCCUAUUCGAUAACCUGACAGAGACAAUGAUCCUGGAGGAAGUGUGCACCAUCCGUUUAUCGGAUGAUGGCAUACUUGAAGGUCUGCAUCGAUGUGCUCGUUGCUUAGUCGACAGGGCCCGAAGCGCAGCGUUUACGCCCAACUUCCAGUCCCCCAUCGCCAAAGAAGCAAGGAGAUACGGUAUCAACAUAGUUGCGGGUGCCCCUGGUGAUGUUACUGUGAUCGUUGGUCUUAUUUUCCUUGACGAAGACCGUCCUCGAACUGCAGAAGAUCCGUGCCCCACUACCGGUUCAUGGGUCCGCGCCACUCCUCAGAUUUCUUCCGUCAUUCGUCGUAAUACGCAUAUAUAUUCUAACCCCAAUUCACUUUUGUUCGAGGCCGCUCCUUGCAACAUGCUUCUGAGGCGUUCCCAGUCUGUCCCUCGUUUCUGAUUUCCUCUCGUAAUUAUCAUAGAGACGCCUCGCGCCCAGUGUCAUUUUUCUCAUAUCUGUCACAGUAGUUUCUUACUUCUGCUCUGUGCAUUUUUGGAUUCUUGAACUCUUUAAAAAGUAUUUCUAAUCUCCGUCCCAGCUUGGAAUACAUUCUCUUAGCGAACCGCUCCCAGUCUGUCCAUUUUAAACGAUCCGAUUGGCAUUUACACUCAGCCUUUCUUACCCUUCGCACACACUAACUGCGUUCUCCUUAGAACCCACUCUUAUUGACUACUUGCAAUUCUGUACAAAACGCUCUUUCAAUUAAAUUCUUAUAACAGAUUGAUCCACCAUUUUUUUCCUAUCAUCAUUCACCUUACAACUCGAAUCUCAUAUUGCGCGAUUUGUCAUUGUCCUUUCUCAAUUCGUUAUACUUGUAGCCAAUAGUACACUCUCUGAUCCGAGUGUGAUGGCAUCUAAUAAUAAAUAAAUAACUUUUUUAUUCUC
This is a messenger RNA of Dicrocoelium dendriticum, 1392 nucleotides long. The record is from the annotation of a GenBank genome assembly. Lineage: Eukaryota; Metazoa; Platyhelminthes; Trematoda; Plagiorchiida; Dicrocoeliidae.